UUCACUCCCCUUUACUCCCCUUUACUCCCCUUUACUCCCCUUUGGUCCUCUGUUCUCCCUUGCUCACCCACCACUGCAGACCCUAGCUUUCUAGUUUGGUCUACUCUUCGCUUGCAACAGUCGUGUCUCUUUCCACUUCCAAAGCAUAGCACAAGCACUCUUUGAGGAAAAAGAAAAAGCACACACGCUCCUUCGUGUAACACACAAUGGCCCAUUAUGCUCCACAACAACCACAGCCCUACGGCCCACCUCCACCUAUCCAUCAGCCUCAGUACGCCUAUAAUCCCCAGCAGCAGCCCAUGUACGACCCGGAUGCACAACACCGGCAAUGGGGUCAGAACCAGAGUGCCCAGGAGCAGUAUUUCGCACCGCCAACAGGACCCACGCAGGGUCAACCACUGACUGGCGUUGCGCCGCCCAGUUAUGAGUCCGCACCCUAUGGCUCUGUCAAUCCAGAAUCGGGCUUGCCUACAAAGUUCAACCCUCGUCCACGCUACAAUGACUGCUGGGCAUUUCUCCUGUUCAUCGCCCAGCUCGCCGCAUUCGUCGUCCUAUCAUAUUACGCGAUCCAUCAGGUCGUUCAGGAUCGCCAAUAUGGAAAUAAUGGCUAUUAUCAGCAGCCGGGUGGAGGAACAUCCCAGUCAGGACGGACUUUCGGCUUCUUCUCCAGAUCAGGACUAAUCACGAUGUUGAUUUCUAUUCUCACGGGUGCUGUCGUCGCAGUUCUAUAUUUUAUAUUAACACAGGCUUUCCCUCGUCAGGUGAUAAAGGUCACCUUCGCGUUGAGUAUCAUUGUAUACCUUGCAGUCGCGGUCUAUUACUUUGUGCGACGCCAAUGGAUGCCUGCAAUCUUUGGCCUGAUCUUUGGGCUCUUGUACGCGUCAAUGUGGUUUUUCUGGCAGAGCCGUAUACCUUUCGCAACUGAAAUGCUAAGGGCUGUCACCUCCAUCUCAAAGGCGUAUCCAGCUACGUUCGCGAUGGCAUUCCUUGGCCUCAUUGUUCAGUCAGCAUAUUCAGUCUACUUUAUCACGACAAUCGCAGGCUGCUAUGAGAUGUACUACGACACAAACACGAGAACCACCCCAGGGAAGCUGAAAGCGUUGAUUGUGUUCUGUUUCUUCUCGUUCUACUGGACAUCUCAAGUCAUCAAGAACAUUGUCCAUGUAACGAUCUCGGGAGUAUUUGCUUGCUAUUAUUUCCUGAUGGGGUCGCCGCAGGGUAUGAGCAAAUCACCGACGUUAGAGAGUUUCAAACGCGCCUGCACAACCUCGAUUGGAAGUAUCUGCUUUGGUUCAUUGAUCAUUGCAGCCAUCCAGACCCUGAGGGCGCUUGCCCAGAUGCUGCGAGGCGACGGAAGCGACGGCAUCAUGGCGUUCCUCGCAUGUAUCAUCGACUGUAUCCUCGGAUGCUUGCAAGGAAUCGUGGACUACGUGAACAAGUACGCAUUCUGUCAGGUCGCGAUUUAUGGCAAGUCUUACAUUCCAGCUGCAAGAGAUACAUGGAAUAUUCUGAAGGACCGAGGCAUUGUUCAGAUCAUCAACGACAACUUGAUCGGAAACGUCUGGGCCAUGGGCGCCAUCAUGUCUGGCAUGCUUUCUGCCCUGGCAAGUUAUCUCUACCUUCGGUUCGAGAAGCCACCCUUCAACGCCAACAACGAGUUCACCUAUGUCAUUGUCACCAUGGCAUUCGUGAUGGGCUUGCAGAUGCUGUUUACGGUAGGGUCAGUGAUCGACAGCGGUGUGGCUACGACGUUCGUGUGCCUUGCAGAGGACCCAGCUGCACUGGCGAGGACAAAGCCUGAAUUAUUCGAGCGAAUCCGUAUGACUUGGCCAGCAGUUGUUCAGGGAGUUAAUUACUAAGGCUGUAUUUGACGCGUAACGUCGCCAGCUUUAUUAUGAACUUGUAAAUAUAUCUCAAAUCAUCGAACUCUCAAACCUUUAAACCCGAGCAAUAAACCCUUACUUCGCUAUCAUGUCGAGGAGGAGCUAUGUAAAGAGAGAAGCAUGCAUUGGGCAGCCGUUUCAAAAAUAUGAGAGUUGCUUAAGAGCCUCUUGCUUGGAUAUGAUGUGCAAGGCUUGGAGUAGGACGGACAUUCUAUCUGCAUUUAUUCGCUAUAUUUCUCCAGCACGAGAAACGAUGGCUCCUCGGAGUAUACUGCCUGGGCCAACAAUCG
Gamsiella multidivaricata is the source of this 2173-nucleotide messenger RNA. Its product is annotated as plasma-membrane choline transporter-domain-containing protein. Gene Ontology annotation, cellular component: plasma membrane. The transcript has 8 exons. The record is from RefSeq and is a predicted model, not a curated record. NCBI's taxonomy places the organism in Eukaryota, Fungi, Mortierellomycota, Mortierellomycetes, Mortierellales, Mortierellaceae. Bases 207 to 1859 code for a protein of 550 amino acids. Gene Ontology annotation, molecular function: transmembrane transporter activity. Gene Ontology annotation, biological process: transmembrane transport.